Messenger RNA from Aspergillus puulaauensis, 711 nucleotides. RefSeq lists its product as uncharacterized. The record is from RefSeq and is a predicted model, not a curated record. The transcript has a single exon. The coding region runs from base 1 to 711 and encodes 236 amino acids. NCBI's taxonomy places the organism in Eukaryota, Fungi, Ascomycota, Eurotiomycetes, Eurotiales, Aspergillaceae.
AUGUACACCGCGUACUGUACCCAGAUCCUCUCCGAGCUCCGUACCUUUGCAAGCAAUGAUACCUCGUUAACCCUGUCCGCCGCGAACCAGACACAGACAGUCCCCGUGAGGCUCGUCCACUCCCAGCUCCGCGUGCAUCAGGAUGCCCAAACCACAUAUAUCCUCCUAGCGCUUCUAGCCACGAUAGCCUGCUUUGCGCUUCUGGUAUUCUGUGCCAUUUCCCGUGUUGCCAUCUUACCCAAAGAGCCUGGGUCCAUCGCGUCCAGAUUCUCCCUUCUUGCUGACAGCUUGCUGGUCAGACAACUGCGGCAGGGGAAAGUAUCCGAGGUGAAUGAGAUGCGCAAGUGGCGCGAGAAUGCUGCUCUGGGGUGGUGGCGUGGUAUUCCUCCGGUUUCUGAUACGGACAGGUAUUCGACGUCGACGUCGACGUGGAGGUGGGGAGUCGAUAUUGGACACCAUGUCAUCCUGCAGAGCUGGAAGAACCCUCCACACUAUCCUCAUCCUCCUUCUCCUGCUGCUUCUCCUGCUGCUUCUCCUGCUGCUUCCCCUUCUCCGAAUUCGACGCGGAGCUCCCUAUGCUCUACGCCAAUGCUCCCUGAGCUUUUGUUCCAGCGCGAGGUGGAGAUACCACUGACGGAAACAGAUAGCCAGCGGAGUUGGAGUUCUAUCAGCAGCAUUGACGUUGACAUACUCCAUGAUUAUACACGGUGA